UAAAGUAAGAAAGAAGAGCUGAAAGUGUGGCGGACAGUUCGGUCACAUUUACGCAGAAAUCUGUCCCGAUAGAACCUGAACUACUGACCACAUCUGAGUUUUCCGUUACCGGCCAUCUUCCUCCGUGGUUGUGUUAUUAUAUGUGAUAUUUCAGCUGGAGUUUAUGAGGACAGCGCAUAAGUGAGUGACUGAGGCCUGGCAGUACAAACGCACUGCAGCCUGACUGGAGCAUAAGCACCCUGCAGCUCAUCUUUCUCACAGGGGCAGAACUGCAGAAAAAUACCCCUGCACUGAAAAAUGAUAAUUGAAAACCUCGAUGCCUUGAAGACAUGGCUCUCGAAUACUCUUGAACCCAUAUGUGAUGCCGAUCCUUCUGCACUUGCGAAAUAUGUGGUUGCCUUGGUGAAGAAAGACAAAUCCGAGAAGGAGUUGAAAGCACUAUGCAUUGACCAAUUGGAUGUAUUUCUCCAGAAAGAGACACAGACAUUUGUGGAUAAACUUUUUGAAUCUGUGAACGCAAAGAGUUACCUACCUCAACCCGAGCAGCCAGCUUCCACAAGCAGAAUUGAGACUAUCCAGCGCACAGAGAAGGAUGAAUCAAAGAGAGAAGAGCAGCCAAGCCGAGAUGAGGAAAGAGAAAAAAAAUUCCCCAGGAGAAUAAACCACAGUCCUCAGUCUAGCUCCAGAUAUGGCCGAGACACCAGGAGAGAUGACCGCAAGAAAGAUGACCGCUCCAGAAAGCGAGACUACGAUCGCAACCCACCCCGAAGAGACUCGUACAGAGAGCGCUACAACCGCAGGAGAGAACGCAGCCGCAGUUACAGUCGCAGUCGUAGUCGCAGCUGGAGUAAAGACCGCAACCGUGACCGGGACAGAGAGAGAGAUCGUGACAGAGAUAGAGAUCGCAGCCGAUCACGAACUCGCUCAAGGAGUCGUAGCAGAAGCAGAGAGCGAGAUUCUGGAAAGUCAAAGUACGACCACAGUCGUCCUGAGCGUCAGGAGGGGACUGCCGCCGAUGGCUUCAACCCCACACCUCUUACUCCUGGAAACUCCUCUGCUCAUUUCCCAGUGCCUGCCCUCAGUAGCACGAUCACUGUCAUCGCCCCCAGCCACCAUGGAAACAGCACCACAGAGAGCUGGUCGGAGUUCCCUCAGGAUCAGACGCCCUUCGGCAGAGGUGGCCCACCAAGGAAACGCUGCCGUGACUAUGAUGAGAAAGGCUUCUGUAUGCGAGGAGACAUGUGUCCUUUUGACCAUGGCAGUGACCCAGUGGUGGUGGAGGACGUUAAUCUUCCCAGCAUACUUCCUUUCCAGCCGCCACCACUUCCUGUGGUGGACGGGCCACCUCCGCCUGGCCUCCCACCUCCUCCCUCUCUCCUGAACCCACCAGUGAACCUCAGACCCCCUGUGCCCCCACCGGGCACCAUGCCUCCCAGCCUGCCCCCUGUUGCAGGUCCUCCUCCUCCUCUUCCUGCUCUGCAACCGUCUGGUAUGGACGGCCCUCCAAACUCCAUAACCAGCUCUGUGCCCACUAUAGUGACUUCAGGGAUCCGGCCUCCGAUCACUCAGCCCCCACCUUCCCUCUUCACAUCAGACUCUUUUGAGCCAGAUGUGUAUAAUCCCGAAGCUCCCAGCAUGAACUCGCGGCCCAUGUACAGACACCGGGUAAACGCUCAGCGGCCUAACCUUAUUGGUCUGACCAUGGGAGAAGUGGAUCUGCCCCCUAGAGAGAAAAUGUCAAACAGCAACAGUAUGCGGAUAGUUUUGGAAACAGACUCCAGGAAGAGAGGGGCUGGAAUGCAUGACAGAGUGAUUCCUGCAAAGAAACCCUGGUUUGACAAACCAAACUUCAACAAGCCCAACCAUCAUGGCUUUCAAAGAAAGGUUCCUUACUCUUUAGCAAACACCAAACUGGCCAUCAGACAGAUUCCACCUGAACUCAACAACAUCAGCAAACUCAACGAGCACUUCAGCAAGUUUGGCACCAUCGUCAACCUGCAGGUGGCAUAUAACAAUGACCCGGAGGGGGCGCUUAUCCAGUUUGCCUCCCCUGAAGAAGCGAAACGGGCUAUACAGAGCACUGAGGCUGUGCUGAAUAACCGGUUCAUCAAAGUACAUUGGCACAGAGAGGACACAACAGAUCACGCACAUCCCACACCACUUCCGAGUUUACAGGCCACCCAGGAGCCUCCAGUGACCACACUUAAACAGUCAGUCAAAGACCGGCUCGGACCCCUGCCCACACCCCACCCUGAACCCCUACAGGACUGCAGGGUUGCUCCACAGAAUACAACUUCAGUGAAAGAACGUCUGGGCUUCUCUAAACCAGCUGGUCUUGGAGGAAAGGUCUUUUCCACAUCCACCGGCCUUACUAAGACGGUUUAUAAUCCAGCAGCAUUGAAAGCAGGUCAGAAGGGGUUACAAUUCAGUACAGCUGUCAGCCAAGAGGAUGCCUUGAAGAGGAAACAGGAGGCGCUGAAGCUUCAGCAUGAUGUCAGGAAAAAGAAACAGGAGAUUUUGGAGAAGCACAUUCAGACGCAGAAGUUGCUCAUAUGUAAGCUGGAGAAGAACAAGUCCAUGAAGGCAGAGGAUAAAGCUCAGAUCAUGCAGACACUCACCACACUCACCAACAGCAUCAGCAAACUACAGGGGGAGAUCAAAGGACUGUCCUGUAACAAUGCACUCAAGAGCACGCCCAAGAGCAAAGCCCAAGCUCAGAAGGAGCUCCUGGACACUGAGUUGGACCUCUAUAAGAAAAUACAGGCAGGAGAGGACACUGCUGAACUCAAGAUCAAAUGCACUCAGCUACAGUUAGAGGCUGCCAAAAGGGGGCUCCUGACUCCAGGCCGUGGGAGGGGGGCCCACGCCAGGGGUCGGGGGGCCCUGAGGAGCCGGGGCCGGGGUAUUCGGGGGCGUGGGAGAGGAGCUCCAGCUCAUGCUGUGGUGGACCAUCGACCCAGAGGUUUAGAGAUCAGUGGCUUCAGUGAGGCCGAUCGAGUCGACCUGCUGCCUCACUUUGCACAAUUCGGAGAGAUUGAAGAUUGCCAGAUGGAGGAUUCUAGACUAAGUGCCAUCAUUAUGUACAAAAGUCGCGCUGAGGCAGAACAGGCAGCAAUUCAUGGUGUCCGGUUAAAUAAUCAAGAACUCCGUUUGGCCUGGCACAAACCUGCGCUCUCCCUCAACACUACAGACCCAGAUGAGGCCGAACCUGAGGAUGAGGAGUUUGCCGAUGAUUCCCUCGUGGACGAUUCUCUGCUGCAGGACGAUGACGAGGAGGAAGAAGAUAACGAGUCGCGCUCAUGGCGCAGAUGAAGACAAAGUCUUCUCUCCAUUCCAGCGGCACUGCAUCCCAUAACCCGAGCAAGAGCAUCUGAUCUGCAGUUCUGUGUUUUGGAAAAUGUUGUUUUUAAUAAAAUUUCAUUGGAUAUUUUAUUUUACUUAGAAACCCUGAGCAGUAAAUGGAGUAAAGCUCCUAUCAAAAGACUGUAAAUGUACAAGAUUGAGAUGUAAAAUAACAUGAACGAUUUGUUUUUUUGCCCUCAUCUAUUGUUUUGUAUUGUCGAAACAUGGACUAACUUUUGCCUGCUGCAUUUGUUUUUUAUUGGUCAAAUAUGCUGUCCCAGAUUUCUUUUCAACUCUUCUGAAAAUGUUAGACUGAUAGUUUAAGACAAAAAUAUGAGGAUUUUUUUCCAAUUCAAAGAUCACUGCAGAGCAUUCUUGAGACAUUGUUAUGACAACAUAAUGAACGCUUUCCUUAGUAUAAUCAGCCUGAUGAGGAAGAUGCUUUUGUGUACAUAUUUUAUGUAUGAAUUUUAAUGGUUUGUAAGAAUUCUUUGCUUCUGAAUUACUCUGCUGGGUUUUGUUUUGAAAUGUAAAAAAUAAUUAAAAUAAAGAAUUGAAAUGGUCUAGAAAAAAAUAUCAGCUGAUGGGAAGAAAAAAAGAGAAAAAAAAAGAGAAAAAUAUUUUGCUGCAUUAGCAGUUUUAAGGAGAAAAAUAUCUAUACAGCUGAAUAGAGACCAUUUCAAAAUCCCCAAACCCCAA
Messenger RNA from Xyrauchen texanus (razorback sucker), 4041 nucleotides. Its product is annotated as RNA-binding protein 26-like. Gene Ontology annotation, molecular function: metal ion binding; RNA binding. The record is from RefSeq and is a predicted model, not a curated record. Gene Ontology annotation, biological process: mRNA processing. Bases 298 to 3312 code for a protein of 1004 amino acids. Gene Ontology annotation, cellular component: nucleus. The transcript is spliced from 22 exons. Lineage: Eukaryota; Metazoa; Chordata; Actinopteri; Cypriniformes; Catostomidae.